AAAGAUAAUUCAUAGGACCCUUACCUAAUGACCUUGAUAACCCCGCUUGAAGAACGUUUAUAUAUACGUAGAUACUGUGCUUUUUCAUACUUAUUAUUAAGUCGUUCGCUGAAUUGUUUUUAAAGAGCUGCGACAGAAAACACCGACCGGACAAAAUAUAAUACCUGUUUGUGCAUAUUCAACAUAUAUUUUUAAAAAUGCAGAUUUUUAUCCUCAUGACGCUAAUUGCUCUAGGUGCAGAAGCUCAUUUUUGGAAUCUUUUCAAUCAUCCAUGGCAUCAAUGGAGAGCCCCACCAAGCCAAGUAUCUCCUGUUAAUAAUGAUUAUUAUCAAAAUAAAUUCUCUAGAUACCCCCAACAGAAUUAUCCGGAAAUGAAUUUUAAUAUAGACCAGUCUAUUACCAAUGCCGAAUGGAUCUGUAGGAAUCCAAACACAGGUGCCACGUUAAUAAUAGCACCAAAAGCAAAAGAUCAAACGACGGGACCAUCCGAUUUUUCUUUCCCUAAUUUUGUAGAAAAAAAAGAUAAGCAUAAUUUGAAUCAAGAAAAUACUAAUAUAAAACCAAAUAAUAUAAAGAAUAACGGAGGAGAAGGUUUCAUCGACAUAAGGCUCGCAUAAUAAUUUCUCAUGAGAGUUUCAUUGAAAAUUAUUCGAUCGUUUUUAAAUUCUAAACAUUUAUAUGUUUUUAUCUAAACGAUUAUCGAAAUGUAUAUAUAUUAUAAGAAGAUUGUAGAAAAAUAUCUUUGCUUUUAAAAUAAUUUGGGGGAGGAAUUUACAUUACAAAUAUAUUAAAUAAAAGUUAUCAA
This is a messenger RNA of Polistes canadensis, 805 nucleotides long. RefSeq lists its product as uncharacterized. The record is from RefSeq and is a predicted model, not a curated record. Lineage: Eukaryota; Metazoa; Arthropoda; Insecta; Hymenoptera; Vespidae. Bases 198 to 617 code for a protein of 139 amino acids. The transcript has 3 exons.